UCUCUCAGCUUUGUAGUCUACACUCUUCUUACUCUAGCUCCUCCAUUGAAUAGUAUCACUCACAAAUAUAUAUAAAAAUGGCAAUUAAUCCAUCCAUUUUCCUCACCAUAUUACCUCUCUUGCUCCUCUUGAACCCCACCAACGCUGGGAUCCCUGGUGCCUACUCCGGCAGCUCUUGGCAAACCGCUCACGCCACUUUCUACGGUGGCGACGACGCUUCCGGAACCAUGGGUGGUGCAUGCGGUUACGGUAACCUAUACAGUCAAGGAUACGGCACGAACACGGCCGCACUGAGUACAGCGCUUUUCAACACUGGCUUAACGUGCGGUGCUUGCUUUGAAAUCAAAUGUGUCAAUGAUCCUAAGUGGUGCCACUCAGGCAGUCCUUCUGUCUUUGUAACCGCAACCAACUUUUGUCCUCCGAACUUAGCCCAACCUAGCGACAAUGGUGGCUGGUGCAACCCACCACGCGCUCACUUCGACCUAGCCAUGCCAGUUUUCCUCAGGAUCGCUCAGUAUCGUGCUGGCAUUGUCCCCAUCUCUUACCGCAGGGUGGCAUGUAGGAAGAGUGGAGGGAUAAGGUUUACGAUCAACGGUCACCGUUACUUCAACUUGGUGCUAAUCACGAACGUGGCUGGAGCUGGAGACAUUGCGAGGGCGAGCGUGAAAGGAUCAAAGACAGGUUGGAUGGGUUUGACUAGGAACUGGGGACAGAACUGGCAGUCUAAUACUGUUCUCGUUGGUCAGUCACUUUCCUUCCGUGUCACAACCAGUGACCGUAGAACCUCUACGUCAUGGAACAUCGUACCUUCGAACUGGCAGUUUGGACAAACCUUUGUCGGAAAGAACUUCAGGGUCUAAAGUGAAGAAGCUCCUCUAUCAAAUGUGAGAUUUUUCUAUUUAUCAUUUUUCUUUACUGUAACCUGAAGUGGCUGUUGGGUAACCAGCCCGCAGCUCUUAGUAUGUAUGUAAUGUCGAAUAAUUUCAUUAUACUAUAGUUAUCAUUCACUUAUACAUAUAGUAACUAAAAAGCUUGUGUGUGUUUCUUUUCAAUAUGUUAAUCCUUCCUGCAAAAUUUAUAUACAUUGUAUUAAGUUUUUUU
Messenger RNA from Brassica oleracea var. oleracea, 1101 nucleotides. Its product is annotated as expansin-A16-like. Gene Ontology annotation, cellular component: extracellular region. Lineage: Eukaryota; Viridiplantae; Streptophyta; Magnoliopsida; Brassicales; Brassicaceae. The record is from RefSeq and is a predicted model, not a curated record. Gene Ontology annotation, biological process: plant-type cell wall organization. The transcript is spliced from 3 exons. Bases 78 to 860 code for a protein of 260 amino acids.